AUGACUUGGAAGACCUGUGACAGGACUGGAAGUUCUGCUUAGGCACGUGGCCGCAAACUAGUUAGUUGGGAGGCCUGCAGCGUGUACAAGGUUCCUGAAGAACCCUACAGCUCUCAUGAGGUGAACCCCAAGGAUGAGGCUGCUCAAGUGGCUGAUUUUCCUGGCCCACUGGGGAGUCGCCAGGGCGGAACCAGGGAAGUUCUGGCACAUCUCUGACCUGCACCUUGACCCCGACUACAAGGUAUCCAAAGACCCCCUCCAGGUGUGCCCAUCAGCUGGCUCCCAGCCAGUACCCAGUGCAGGCCCCUGGGGGGACUACCUCUGCGACUCUCCCUGGGUCCUCAUCAACUCCUCCAUCUACGCCAUGAAGAAGAUCGAGCCGGAGCCAGACUUCAUUCUCUGGACAGGUGAUGACACGCCUCAUGUGCCCGAUGAGAGGCUGGGAGAGGCGGCUGUGCUGGAAAUAGUGGAACGCCUGACGAAGCUCAUCAGAGAGGUCUUUCCAGAUACUAAAGUCUAUGCUGCUUUGGGAAAUCAUGACUUUCACCCCAAAAACCAGCUUCCAGCAGGGAGCAACAAUAUCUACAAUCAGGUGGCAGAACUAUGGAGACCCUGGCUAAGUAACGAAUCCAUCGCUCUCUUCAAAGAAGGUGCCUUCUAUUCUGAGCCUCUGCCAGGCCCCAGCAGGGCUGGGCGAAUUGUGGUCCUCAACACCAACCUAUACUACAGCAACAAUGAGCAGACAGCCCGUAUGGCUGACCCCGGCCAGCAGUUCCAGUGGCUGGAAGAUGUGCUGACCAAUGCGUCCCGAGCUGGGGAAAUGGUGUACAUUAUUGGCCAUCUGCCCCCGGGGUUCUUUGAGAAGACGCGGAACAAGGCGUGGUUCCGGGAGAGCUUCAACGAGGAGUACCUGAGGGUGGUCCGGCAGCACCAUGGAGUCCUAGCAGGGCAGUUCUUUGGGCACCACCACACUGACAGCUUUCGGAUGUUCUAUGACGAUGCAGGUGCCCCCAUAAGCGUCAUGUUCCUCACACCUGGGGUCACCCCAUGGAAAACCACGUUACCUGGAGUGAUCAAUGGGGCCAACAAUCCAGGCAUCCGGGUGUUCGAAUACGACCGAGCCACACUGAGCCUGCAGGUCAGAAGCCCUGGGUCUGCUGGGGCCACAGGAGGAGGGUGGGAGGGACCUAACCCUGUCACUGCCUUCCCUAACUCUCAGCUAAUCCACCCAAUACUGACCACUGAGCCUCAGGAAGAGCAAGCUACUUCCACCCUUCUCAAGUUCAGGUUCAGAACCCUAGAGCCACCUGCCACCAAGUCAGGUCAAUUCUUCCCCAAAUCCCCCUUUUCCCUGGAUCAUUGUCACAGAUUCCUUCCUGGUCUCCUUGCCUCCCACCCUGCCCUGGUAUGGCCCACCUGCUACAUGCUACAGAAAGGAUUAACCUUCCUAAAGCACUGCUUUCAUUUUGUCUCUCUCCUGCUCAAAAACCUUCAAUGGCUCCCCAGUGCCCUUUAGAUAAAGUUGUAUCUCUUUG
This is a messenger RNA of Galeopterus variegatus (Sunda flying lemur), 1535 nucleotides long. RefSeq names its product sphingomyelin phosphodiesterase, acid-like 3B (gene SMPDL3B). The transcript is spliced from 7 exons. NCBI's taxonomy places the organism in Eukaryota, Metazoa, Chordata, Mammalia, Dermoptera, Cynocephalidae. The record is from RefSeq and is a predicted model, not a curated record. The coding region runs from base 134 to 1516 and encodes 460 amino acids. Gene Ontology annotation, molecular function: hydrolase activity.